Messenger RNA from Trematomus bernacchii (emerald rockcod), 5341 nucleotides. RefSeq names its product sorting nexin 11 (gene snx11). The transcript has 7 exons. Gene Ontology annotation, biological process: intracellular protein transport. NCBI's taxonomy places the organism in Eukaryota, Metazoa, Chordata, Actinopteri, Perciformes, Nototheniidae. The record is from RefSeq and is a predicted model, not a curated record. Gene Ontology annotation, molecular function: phosphatidylinositol binding. The coding region runs from base 192 to 2828 and encodes 878 amino acids.
GUCGCAGCAAUUGAAGCUUGUGACUUGCGAAAUGAAGAUCGGAGCUGUUUGGACAAAACAAGCCUCAUUAUUUGAGGAUCUUGUGCUUAAAUAAAACAGAAACCUCGACAGGCGGGACUUCAUCGACCAAAGCCGGCUGGAUACUUCCGCUGCAGCCGACAUAUAACUCGUGAAAUGCUGCACUCGGUAGGAUGAUCAACAAUCAAGAAGAAGAUGAGUUUGUUGCAGUGCGGGUCCAAGAUCCCCGCGUGCAGAAUGAAGGCUCCUGGAAUUCAUUUGUGGAUUACAAAAUAUUCCUACAUACCAACAGCAAGGCCUUCACAGCCAAGACGUCGUGCGUGCGUCGGCGCUACAGUGAGUUUUCCUGGCUCAAGAAGAAGCUUCAGAAGAACACGGGCUUGGUGCCAGUCCCAGACCUUCCAGCUAAGUCCUUCUUCUCCUUCAUUAAUGAGGACUUCCUGGAGAGGAGGAGGAAAGGUCUUCAGGCCUUCUUAGACAGUGUGGUGAACAUGACAGUGUGUCUGUCAGACAGCCAGCUCCACCUCUUCCUGCAGACUCAGCUGCCAGUGGGUCACAUCCAGGACUGCGUGCAGGGCCACACUCCCUACUCUGUGACGGACGCCAUCCUCACCUACGUCUCGUCAAAUCGGGGCUACGCUCAGGCACAGGAGGAUGAUCCCAUCAAGGAGUCAAGUUUGACCGUUUCAUAUGAGUCCAUGGAGAGCCCAGUUCCUCAUCAACCUUGCCUACAACUUAAAGAGACCUUCAGUCCAGAGCAUUUGUCCUGUGUUGACUCUGAACCUCAAGAUUGUGAACUGGAGCGUGAUGACAAGGACACAGUUGAGUUCCUGUACAAGGAAAACUCCUCCGUAAUGGUCCUUCAGGGGGACAACCAUCUUGAGGCCAUUGUUGAGGACUGUGUCCCAUCAGAGGCGAGCUUUUAUCUGGGUGAAAGCCAGAAUGUUCCUGAGAGUCUCAGCCUUGAAGAACAGACUCAGCAGAAAAGCUGUCAGAUACAGACACCUGUAGAGGUGCACUCGCCCAUGAAUACUGACUUCCAGGAGAAAUGCGUGGUGGAUAGCUUGUUUGAGGAGUGUUCCGUAAGAGAGGAGAGCGAUAAGACAGUGGAUACAGAAGAUAUGAAUGUUCCUCAUCCGGACACAGAGGAGAAGGUUGUUCCUCAUCCGGACACAGAGGAGAAGGACACAGAGGAGAAGGACACAGAAGAUAUGAAUGUUCCUCAUCCGGACACAGAGGAGAAGGUUGUUCCUCAUCCGGACACAGAGGAGAAGGACACAGAAGAUAUGAAUGUUCCUCAUCCGGACACAGAGGAGAAGGUUGUUCCUCAUCCGGACACAGAGGAGAAGGUUGUUCCUCAUCCGGACACAGAGGAGAAGGUUGUUCCUCAUCCGGACACAGAGGAGAAGGUUGUUCCUCAUCCGGACACAGAGGAGAAGGUUGUUCCUCAUCCGGACACAGAGGAGAAGGUUGUUCCUCAUCUGGACACAGAGGAGAAGGUUGUUCCUCAUCCGGACACAGAGGAGAAGGACACAGAGGAGAAGGUUGUUCCUCAUCCGGACACAGAGGAGAAGGACACAGAGGAGAAGGUUGUUCCUCAUCCGGACACAGAGGAGAAGGUUGUUCCUCAUCCGGACACAGAGGAGAAGGUUGUUCCUCAUCCGGACACAGAGGAGAAGGUUGUUCCUCAUCCGGACACAGAGGAGAAGGUUGUUCCUCAUCCGGACACAGAGGAGAAGGUUGUUCCUCAUCCGGACACAGAGGAGAAGGACACAGAGGAGAAGGUUGUUCCUCAUCCGGACACAGAGGAGAAGGACACAGAGGAGAAGGUUGUUCCUCAUCCGGACACAGAGGAGAAGGUUGUUCCUCAUCCAGCCUCAGAGGAGAAGGUUGUUCCUCAUCCGGACACAGAGGAGAAGGUUGAACACUGUGAAAGUUCUGUGGAGGCUAAUACGGAAAAGGUCCACUUCGAUUUUAAGGACAGUGACUUAAAGGACCCUCUUUUAGUAAGUGCCACAAUAUCUCAAGAGGAGGUUCUUGAAGUCUGCUUUGAGAAAAGUGUUUUAGAAAAUCAUGUUAUCUCUGAAGUUAAUGGACUCGAACACGUUGAUACUACUGAGGCUCCUGUUGAAGAUGCCAGCUGUCUGGAGGAGUUUAAGAGCGCAGACAAGGAAAUGAGCGAUGAACCUGAGAGGAAAGAUGAGACAGCAUAUAUGUCAGAAAUCCAUGAAGAGGCUGACAAUGUGCACCCAGAGGUGGAAGGCAGCGGCGAUGACCCUUUUCAACAUAUGGACCAAGUUGAACUGGAAGACGAUCUGGUUGAACAGGAAGUGGAUCUGGUAAGGACCAAAGAUGACAGCGACGAGGACAGCCAGUCAUCUUCCAAUGAAAGCAUUGUCAAGGUCAGCGAUGAAGAGAGCAUCUGUGACGAGGCAGAGGAACUGAUCCACUCUGCAGACGGACACAUGGAGACUCCUCACGAGGAGGUCGCUCACUGGGCAGAAGAAGUGCAGACCCCCAGGACAAACAUUUUGGGCCUACACGUCAAUGGAUGCAUUGUGGAAAAAGACGACAUUCUUGCCCAUGAGGAGGACGACUUGCAAUACAUUACCGAAAUCAGUGACUUGCAUACAUCUCUGGAUUUGAUCUCAAGUGUAACAGGUGGAGAUUUGACAGAAAAUAGUGACUUCAGUAUCUUAGAGAGAAGCUGCACGCCUGAGUUAGCUGAUAGUGGAAGUGCGGAGAAGGAAAACGUGUCCUUGCUGUCUUUGGAUGCCUCAAAGGAGGCUCAUGAGGUAGAGAUGCUUUAGUCAAACGGCUGAAUGGUCUCACAUGCCUGGGCUUCACCCUUACAGAGGCAGAAAACAACAUAUUGUGAAAGCUGUCUUCUGCCAUAGACACAUUUGAUCUCACACACACAAAAACAUUAAAAUUCUGCUCUUUAUAAACCAUCUUCAUAUGAUGCCGUAUUUGGGCCAUUGUAUGUUAAAAUAUUAAAUAAUUAAGAGCCGGAGCCGGUGGGUAGUAAUCAGUGAAAAACAAUCAGAAUUUCUCAAAAGUGUACCAAAAAUAAACUUUAACAUUCUUAUAUUAAAAUAGUUGUAAAUGUAUAAGACAAAUGCUUUUUUUAGUCAAGGAACUAGAUUGCUCAAAUUUGCAAAGUUGAAUCAACCCCACAGCUGCCAGUCAGACCAUAGACGGGCGGUGCAACAUUAUGGAACAUGGUGACAUCCUUCAUCUGUCCAUUGUGUUGGGGGUCCGGCACAAAAGGCUUUAACCUCACCGAAUCUGUAUGUGGAUUUUUUUCUGAAUAUGCCCAAUUCUUGGCAAUAUCUCUUUAAAGUCUGAAUGCUUAUAAUAAUAAUAAUAAUAAUAAUAUGGUGAUUCCAGGCUAAAAUAACAAGUAUUUCCGUAUUGCUAUUGAUUGCAAAUUAUUUUUGAAUUUGGUCAUCUACUGCACGUGAGGUUAAUCCAACCUUGCAAAGUGAAUCGAUUUGACAAAAAAAGAGCAUUUUUCUCAUACAUUUUUGACUUUAUUCUGUGUGGCUUUAUAAUUGUAUUGUAAUCUACAAUGGCCCUUGUGCGCUGUAGUAUCUUCACAAUGUAAAUGGUCUGGUCUGUCACAAAUGGGAAGUCUAACUAACUAAUGAUUUUGUUCCUUUUAAAUAAUGUAUAUUUAAUGUUAAAGUGCACCUUAAUGUACACUCGGGUAAACAAAAUAUUGGUGCCGUUUUUCUCUGGUUGGGUGUUCAUUAGCUUUUUGGGAACACCAGAGGGGGCUCAAGUUCACCAAAAGCAUACGAGGGGGAUUUUCUUUUUUAAAUCCAUAAAUGAAGUGCUAAGGCUACGGUGUAAACAUAAAAUGUGAAUUAAAAAAUGUUUAUUUAAGCUUAAGCUCUCUAAAAUGACGUCAUUCUCUGGAUGAAAUUGUGGUAGAAAUGUACACUUGUAUCAAAGGAUGGAUUCACCUUUUAUUCAAGUCUAUAAUACCACUUUUGGGGCCGUAAUUGAUUCUGCUGUCCAUGCUGACGGUCAAGAGAUACCAUCCUUUAAAACAAAUCUAAAUUGACAGUAAAAAGUGCUUCCUGUAGUGAAGUCUAUUUACUAUAUUUAUAAUUUCUGUCUGUUUCCUUACGUAGCUGUAGUGGAGAGACAGGAAGAAAAAGAGGACAUUCAAAACAAAAACAACGUUAUCAACCUAACCUGUAAGUCAGACUGCUGAAGCAUCAAUAUAACAAUUGUUAAAAUGUUAUACCUUCACGGCCAGUUUGGACAGGAGAAAAAGCGCUAAAAAUCAGAUUAAAUCUACCGUUACAGUCACUGGAGAAUCAUACACAGUUCUCAUUUGCAACCUCAUUUAAUGUGAAACAUUUAAAAACACUUUAUAAUUUAAGUCUUCAACUGUCUCCUGUUGAAUCCUGAUAAAGAUACGUUUUAAAAUCCAGGCCUGCUGCUCGACAACAAUACUGUUAGAAUCAGCAUGUCCUGUUUAUAAUCCCAUAUGUCACUAACUCUGGCUUUGUGAACCCAUGAAAGACGCACUGUGUUGGAGUCAACAUUAAACCAGUUCAGUAACAUGUUAGAACUAGUAAUAGUUUACCCUUAUGACGCACACUGCUCUUACAAAUGAUGUUUUAUAGAUAUUUAUUAGGAGAGCUCAAAUGAAAACAUUUGAACCCAAUGCACACAUGAAUAUUAGGUUUUGUUAUUGAACUUUUUAUAAAUAAAUGAUAAUAAUUUGAACCCCUGUGCAAUAGUCACCGACACCUUGACAGUUUUAGAUUUCCAGAAUGUUUAUUCUUGUCAUUUCUGUACAAUUUCUGCUCUUUCACUGAAUUUGUUUAAUGUUCGAAACUCACUACAGAUACACUCACUAAGCUUUUUUAUUGUUAGUCUGGCAGGGUGUGUUUGAGGUGUAUUUCUGGGCUACACUGCUCUAUGGGUUAUAGUUUGUUUAAUCACAGCAUACAUUCUAAAAGUAUGGAUGUAUGUUUUCCACGUUGUUGUCAGGCUGGUGAUUUUAUUCCGUUGCAUUUGUUUAAAAGGGACCCAGAGUUUUUUGUGUGGUUGCACAGAGAAUUAAGCCUUGUCACACAUCCUUUGUUGUCUAGUAGGUGGAUAAUAGAUUACUGGUUUUCAUUUGUUCUACACUGUCAUUGAGUGCAGGUUUUUUUUUCAAAAGCUGCUUUUAAGAAUUUGUCAUUUUAAAAGAAUGUUUGCCCUAUGCAGGAGACCUAUUUUAUAACAUGGAUCUACAAGGACCACUGUGAAACCCUGAGUCCAUGUAUAUCUAAUUUUAUUUCAAAUAAAUAGUUGUUCUUAA